Hyaloscypha bicolor E is the source of this 2030-nucleotide messenger RNA. Its product is annotated as MFS sugar transporter-like protein. Bases 203 to 1849 code for a protein of 548 amino acids. Gene Ontology annotation, cellular component: membrane. The record is from RefSeq and is a predicted model, not a curated record. The transcript has 5 exons. Gene Ontology annotation, molecular function: sucrose:proton symporter activity. NCBI's taxonomy places the organism in Eukaryota, Fungi, Ascomycota, Leotiomycetes, Helotiales, Hyaloscyphaceae.
CGACGCCCCUUACCGCAAGCCUCUCUCAUUCCAAACCUCCGAAUCCUAACAUUUCCAAUGAAGACAUUCAACCGCCUAUUGUAACUACAAUACCCGAGAAUGGGGACUACCGCGCAGUCAUGAGGCACAGGGGUUAGGAGGACAGAUAAAGUAUCGCCAGUCCCCAAGUGAGAAGGGCAGCCGCGCAGAAAGGAUUUCGGAGAUGGCGUCUUGGGCAGGGCAGCCCUCGGUGAAGGGCUCGACGGAGAGCAUGCGGAUGGCACUGUUGACGUUCUCGUUAGUUGGGAUCCAAUUUACUUGGGGAAUUGAGAUGACUUAUUGCACGCCCUACCUGCUUGCCCUCGGCCUCACAAAAUCCCGCACCUCACUUGUUUGGAUCGCGGGUCCCCUCUCCGGUCUAAUAGUUCAACCUAUAAUUGGGGUCCUCGCUGAUCGUUCGAAAUCAAAAUAUGGCAGACGAAGACCUGUGAUGCUCAUUGGGUCAGUUCUGGUAGCAGGUUGUUUAAUAACGCUUGGGUGGGCAAAGGAGAUUGUGGGGCACUUCGUGGAAGAGGGCGAAUUUAGGAGGAGUUGCACGGUUGCGCUCGCUGUGGUUGCAAUUUAUGCGGUCGAUUUUGCUAUCAAUGCUGUGCAGGCUUGCUGCAGGAGUUUGAUUGUUGAUACACUUCCUAUUCCAAAACAGCAGACUGGGAGUGCCUGGGCAAGCAGAAUGGUUGCCAUUGGUCAUUUGACGGGAUACGUUAUUGGUACGAUGGAUCUCGUGAAAAUUUUCGGACCUUCGUUUGGCGACACGCAGUUUAAACAGUUGACUUUGGUGUCUGCUGUUGCUCUGAUAAUUUCAUGUGGAGUCACGUCCUGGGCUGUGACGGAGAGAGUUCUGAUCUCCGGGAGAGAUGCAGAUGCACCGAAUAAAGGGAUUAUCGAGAUCAUACAGCACAUUUUCAAAACAGCUACCUCACUUCCUCCUCGGAUUCAGGCAAUUUGCAACAUCCAACUAUGGAGCUGGAUUGGCUGGUUUCCGUUUUAUUUUUAUAGCACGACUUUUGUUGGAGAGAUGUACUUCAGAUACGAUGCUCCUCAUGAUGUCAAGCAGUCGAAAGACGCCUUGGGAGAAAUCGGACGGAUAGGUAGCUUGGCCUUGGUCGUUUUCUCCUCCGUCGUCUUUUUUGGGGCAACCAUACUUCCCAUCCUUAUUAGGUCACCAGAUGGAGAAAACUUCACCAAACGACCGCCGGCGGCAAUCGCAGCCGUCCUCACCAAAUUCAACAAAUACCGACCCGACCUUCUUACUGCCUGGAUCUGGGGCCACUGCCUCUUCAGCAGCUCCAUGAUCCUCACACCCUUCGCACACUCCUUCCGCUCCGCAACUUUCCUAAUAGCACUCUGUGGCAUUCCUUCUACCCUUUCCUCUUGGGCGCCCAGCACAUUCAUGGGGAUGGAAGUCAACCGCCUCAGUACACCCGCCUCCUCCUACCGACGCCUCUCCAUCACCUCGCCCCUCGAACUCGCCUCCCCAAUCACACCUACAACGCCUACUCGUCUCGAGCAGGGCGCUAUAGCCGAAAAAGAGGAUAACAGCUCCACGGGCGAACUUUCCGGCCUCUACUUCGGGAUCCUAAAUAUCUACACCACGAUCCCACAGUUCAUAGGGACCUUUAUCAGCAUGGUUGUUUUUGCAUUGCUGGAGCCGGGCAAGAGCCCAGAGUUAGCCCAUGAUGCGGAUCCGAGUGAGCAUCAUGGGACGGAUGGCCCGAAUGCUAUUGCUGUCUGUUUGUGUAUUGGUAGUAUGUGUACGAUUGGUGCAGCCUUUGCGACCAGGAGGUUGAGGAGUCUAUAUCGGGAUGGUUGAAGAGAGGUUGCAUGGGCGAUGAAUUUGAUUUGGUUUCACUGGCAUGGCGGGGCGUUUUUGUAGGGAACUUGUUGAAGUGUAUGAUAGAUAGAUUUCGGAUAGAGAUGGCGGGCGUUCGAAUAGCUGGAAUAGAUAUGAUACGCUUUACUCGCUUUCAUUAUAGGGACUCUACUAAAACCAC